Lethenteron reissneri (Far Eastern brook lamprey) is the source of this 764-nucleotide messenger RNA. RefSeq lists its product as uncharacterized. NCBI's taxonomy places the organism in Eukaryota, Metazoa, Chordata, Hyperoartia, Petromyzontiformes, Petromyzontidae. The record is from RefSeq and is a predicted model, not a curated record.
CCCGAAGCCAUUCGAUGUCAAGCCCCGGCUGCGACCAGACGGGAACGUGGCACAGUCCUCGUGGGCAUCGUCCGCCACUCGCAGCUCCUCCUCGAGACAUGAGCCGCCCAGCGAGUCACGAUGGCCGGAACAAGGGGCGGCCGGGGCUCCUGGCGGUGGCGCUUGCGGUGCGGGACGCGUCUAGGGGUCGCGUCGCCCCCUCGUCCGCACCGCCCUCGAACGCCGCGGCUCUGAGAGGCACGGGGAGGCCUCACCGUGCCGAGCGCGCUGCGUGGAGACCCACGCUGCACCACAAGAGGAGCCCGCUGUUAGCGCUGCACGUGCGCCGCGCGGUGCCCUGGAGGCCCUCCCGUCCGCCCACCGGCCGUCUGCACGCCGCGCGGGGCACGGCGACCCCACCGCACGGGGACGCCCGCUCGCCCCACCGGACCGACCACAUGCAGCGAAGGGGACGCGGUCACAGCGGCGGUGGCGGCCACGGCGGUAGCGACGGCACGGCGUGGGACGGCGCGGUGGCCUGGAGCCCCGAGGAGGAGGCCGGCGAGGAGGUGGAGCGGGAGCUGCUGGAGCUGCUGGUGCCCCAGCUGGAGCCGUACAGCCGCCAGCGCCUGCGCUGCCUCGCGUGGGCCCUGCAGCGGCACGCGGAGGCCCGCGACGGCGUCCUCACCAGCGACGCGCUCACGCUGCACCGCGCGCUGGAGAACCAUCGCCCGCUGCUCUUUGUUCGCCCGGAGCUGCGGCGGCGCUUUGAUGUCGCGCCAUGA